Messenger RNA from Kwoniella mangroviensis CBS 8507, 1413 nucleotides. RefSeq lists its product as uncharacterized. The record is from RefSeq and is a predicted model, not a curated record. The coding region runs from base 1 to 1413 and encodes 470 amino acids. NCBI's taxonomy places the organism in Eukaryota, Fungi, Basidiomycota, Tremellomycetes, Tremellales, Cryptococcaceae. The transcript is spliced from 3 exons.
AUGUCCGUACCCAAAUCUCCUUCAUCCGAAUACUCUCUCCUCUCAUCCCUUGAAGUCUUAUCCAUCUCGUCAGGAGAGCCUUCACGAAGAAGUUCCUCGUCAAUAUCUCCCACUCGAGCGAACUUCGACAGUGCUCGACGUACAUCUAUAGACGAACAGGAGUAUGAGCAUGUCUUUGGUAUCUCGGUCUCGCCUUCACCAUCCUCCGUUUCCAUUGAAGCUUCGUCAUCUACAGACAGUCUCAGUGUGAGCGAAUCAACAGCUCUCUCGAAGAAAUCAUCAUCAGCAAAAAGAAGAGAGAGGAAGAAGAAGUUGAUAGCUGGGGAGAGGGAAAGAGCAGCAUUGGGAAUACCGUCUACUAGAGUAUUUGGAUCAGUCUCAACGAGAGAAAACCUGCCAUCAUUGCAGUCACCGCUUGAAGUUCCUCCUCCUCGAACACCAAAGUCUAAAAUCGGUACAGGAUUUUAUACGGAUGGUCAUCAGCAGACGCCGAUAGCUGGAUUAUCCACACCUUGCCCACUGCCAAAUACCGAGUUCGAAAAAGAUCUUAGCGAAAACAACGACAACAACGAUGACGAUAAAGAGAAUGAUGAGAUAGGUCCAAUCCGCCGAAAGACCCGCAGAGGAGGAAAGAGAGUUAGACGUAGAUUAGAGAAUCGUGGAUUGGCCAAAGAAGCUUCUGAAGUGGAUGACGAAUUGGACGCAACGUUGGAGUUGGAUAGUAUAGCGGAUGACGAUACUGCUUCGCCUACUUCAUCAGCUAGGACGAGUGUAUCUGGAACACCCAUCAAAGUCACGGUCAGUCGAUUACCAGAACCAGAAGAGGAAGUAGAUGAAGUAGAUGGAUUAUCAGCUUUGGAGAGUGAAUUGGGUACACCGUCCAGUAAGAGGUUUAAGGGGAGGAGAGAUGUGAUGAGUGCGGAAGAUGCUGCUUCGUCCAUCGAUAGUUUCCUAUCCGAUCCUAGAAAUUUCAUGACUAUCAAAGCCAACAAAUUACGAUUAUGGCAAUCCUUAUGUAUCGAACUUGGUCUAGUGACUCUUCAAGGCGACGAAUUACCCGACCUUCCAACAGUAGUAUGCGUGCCAACUCCACCACGACCAAGGGAGACCACCCCCGAACCACCCCAGCCAUUCCGUCCCGUCAAACAUCCCUUACCCGAGAGUCUCACCCAAGCUCGUAAAUUACUUAAAGAUCAUGCGCAUGUCAACUUGGUAGAUUAUCUAGAAGCUAGAAAGUACUGUCCUCCAGCUUAUGUUGGUGCUUACCAGGGUUUGUUAUACCCUUCCACGAGCGCUAUGAAGAGGUAUACAAGACAUCAGGGGAAGUUUGCGGAGAAACUGGUGGUUAGGUCGGAAUGGCUUGAACCGCUCAUGAAGGAUUUCGGAGUCAGGAAGUUUAAAGGGGGUAUGUAG